AUGAAUAAUAAAAGUUCCACCGCAGGGAGGGAGUUGCAUAAAAUUCAGAUGAGGAUUAACUGCAAAGAUGUUUCAGCUGCCACCCUCUAUGAUGUUCUUCAUGACACACAUUACAGGAAGAAAUGGGACACUAAUAUGAUUGAGACGUAUGACAUCGGUCGGCUGACAGUCAAUGCAGAUGUGGGCUAUUACUCCUGGAAAUGUCCAAGUCCACUGAAGAACAGAGACUUUGUUACUUUGCGUUCCUGGCUGCCUCUUGGCAAUGACUACAUGAUUAUCAACUACUCUGUGAAGCACCCAAAAUACCCUCCAAAGAAGGACAUUGUGCGAGCUGUCUCACUCCAAACUGGCUACUUCAUCAAAUCGAAUGGAGCUAACAGCUGUACUCUGUACUAUCUAACCCAAGUGGACCCAAGAGGGUCUUUACCAAAAUGGGUUGUGAAUAAAGUUUCCCAGUUUGUAGCUCCCAAGGCUAUGAAGCGGAUUUACAAAGCCUGUUUGAAAUAUCCUGAGUGGAAGCAGAGACACAACCCUAACUUCAAGCCCUGGGUCUAUCCUGAGCAGAAUACACUGCCGAGCGUCAGCCUUUCAGAACUCUCACUGCAGCAUGCCUCCUCACUAGAGAACAUUGAUGAAAGCAGCUUGUCAGAGGAGAAGGUUCACAUCAGUGAUGAGGAGGAUAGCUAUUCAAAGGAAUCAUAA
This is a messenger RNA of Rhincodon typus (whale shark), 702 nucleotides long. RefSeq names its product StAR-related lipid transfer (START) domain containing 15 (gene stard15). Gene Ontology annotation, molecular function: lipid binding. Bases 1 to 702 code for a protein of 233 amino acids. The transcript is spliced from 7 exons. The record is from RefSeq and is a predicted model, not a curated record. Lineage: Eukaryota; Metazoa; Chordata; Chondrichthyes; Orectolobiformes; Rhincodontidae.